Messenger RNA from Nymphaea colorata (pocket water lily), 1302 nucleotides. Its product is annotated as superoxide dismutase [Fe] 2, chloroplastic. The coding region runs from base 399 to 1223 and encodes 274 amino acids. The record is from RefSeq and is a predicted model, not a curated record. Gene Ontology annotation, cellular component: chloroplast nucleoid. NCBI's taxonomy places the organism in Eukaryota, Viridiplantae, Streptophyta, Magnoliopsida, Nymphaeales, Nymphaeaceae. Gene Ontology annotation, molecular function: metal ion binding; superoxide dismutase activity. The transcript has 9 exons. Gene Ontology annotation, biological process: superoxide metabolic process.
UUCAAAACGGUAAGGAAUGAGGAUAGCGCUCCGGCUCCUCUCUCUCUCUCUCUCUCUCUCUCUCUCUCUCUCUCUCUCUCGCGCGCGCGCCAUAUUGGCGCCAUUCUUCCGCCUUUCGAGCGGCUGGUAGAAGCCCUAAUGUCGCGGGAGAGUUCCUCCUCUUCGCGAAGUGCUUAGUUGGUCUGGACCGGACCGCCUCCACUCACCCCUCUUCCUGUUGUAAGCUCGUUCUUCCUGUUGUAAGCUCGGACAGCCGUUCUUCUCAAGGUUAGCGCAUCCAAUCUUUGAAUCCUCGUCUUGGUUCCGCUGCCUCCUUUCUCUUCAUGGACCUCCAACUCCGUUCUGUCAAUGCUGGUGACGGGCGCACCUGUCGCUUAGAGGGUUCGUGAGGGAAAGAAAUGGAGAUGUCGGUUCAGUUUCAGUUGCUGCCUCUUUGCUCUCAGAGUUCAUCGUCAUCAUCAUCUUCUUCUUCGCCGCGUCUACUUCCGAAAAAAUUUUGCAGGCCGUUGAAUUUCUCCAAGUUCAGACAGCGUGCAAGUCAAUCUUGUCUUCCCAGGAGGUCAACCAAGAUUUUAAGUUACUAUGGUUUGACAGCUCCCUCGUAUAAACUGGAUGCUUUGGAACCUUACAUGAGCCAAAAGACUCUAGAAGUGCACUGGGGAAAGCACCACCGACAUUAUGUUGAUAGCCUGAACAAGCAGCUUGAGACCAGUCCAUUAUAUGGAUAUACAAUGGAAGAAUUGGUGAAAGUUUCCUAUAACAAUGGAAACCCACUUCCACAAUUUAACGAUGUUGCUCAGGUUUGGAAUCAUGACUUUUUUUGGGAAUCCAUGCAACCAGGUGGUGGUAAGCUUCCAAGAGGAGGCCUUCUUUUACAAAUCGACAAGGACUUCGGAUCUUUCAUCAAUUUGAGAGAGGAGUUCCUUAAAACAGCUCUUUCAUUGUUUGGUUCUGGCUGGGUGUGGCUUGUUUUGAAGACAAAAGAAAAGAAGCUUGCUGUGGUUAAAACAUUAAAUGCUGUUAACCCCCUUAUCUCGGGUGACAUACCACUCAUCAAUCUGGAUAUGUGGGAGCACGCGUACUAUCUUGACCACAAGAAUGAUAAAGAGAAAUAUGUUCUGACAUUCCUCAAUCACCUCGUGUCAUGGAAUGCAGCAACUUCACGUAUGAUUCGUGCUGAAGCUUUUGUGAAUCUAGGGGAGCCUAAAGUCCCAGUUGCUUGAAUUUCUUCUCGGCUGUUUUUUGUACUAGGUCUGCCUCGUUUGACCAGCUUAGAAGAAAUAAAUUAUCUCUCUCUCUCUC